This is a messenger RNA of Mizuhopecten yessoensis (Yesso scallop), 1693 nucleotides long. Its product is annotated as UBX domain-containing protein 7-like. Gene Ontology annotation, molecular function: ubiquitin binding. Gene Ontology annotation, biological process: proteasome-mediated ubiquitin-dependent protein catabolic process. The record is from RefSeq and is a predicted model, not a curated record. Gene Ontology annotation, cellular component: nucleus. NCBI's taxonomy places the organism in Eukaryota, Metazoa, Mollusca, Bivalvia, Pectinida, Pectinidae. Bases 42 to 1589 code for a protein of 515 amino acids. The transcript is spliced from 13 exons.
GUUUUUGGAGGUAAGAAACUUCGAAUCAGCGCGAAGGAAGAAUGGCUUCCAAGGCGGUCGCGUCAAGAUGGACAGCGGCAGAAGUUGAGCAAUUUUGCUCAAUCACAGGUGCUGAUGAAAAUGUGGCAGAGCGAAUGUUGGAGGCUUGCAAUGGGAACAUUCAGCUUGCCAUUGAGAUGCAUAUGGAUGGAGGAGAGAUGUGUCAUAGUGGACCCCAGCCAUCGGGAUCCUCAUCUGGAGCUCCUGGGCACUCCUCCUCAACGCCUGUUGCAGACCAGGCAGUCGAGGAAGAGGACGUGAGAGCCCCAAUCCCGCAAAGAAAUGAAACACUUGUGGAGGAAACACCAGCUGGUUUUGGGCUGGCACACUUCAGUGGCCAGAUGUCGGACGACGACCUAGGGUUCCAUGGAAGAAGGAGAAAGGCUAGAUCUGUGUUUGAUGGAUUUCGAGACUUUCAGGCUGAAGCUAGGCAACAGGAGGAAAUGAUGUCAGCUGGGGCCUCUACAUUCCAAUCAAAGCGACAGACCCUAGAGGACUUGUUCCGUCCACCCAUAGACGUGAUGUACAAAGGAAGCUUUGCUAGUGCUCGAGAGCACGGUAAAACCUGCCAGAAAUGGUUGAUGGUGAAUAUACAGAAUGUUCAGGAGUUCGCAUGUCAGGCCCUCAAUCGUGACGUGUGGAGCAACAACAGUGUGAAAAGUAUCAUCAAGUCAAAGUUCAUCUUCUGGCAGGUUUACCACGACAGUGAUGAAGGGGGCAAAUACACUCAGUUCUACAAAGUGAAAAACUGGCCAUAUGUCUCCAUCAUUGAUCCACGUACAGGAGAAAAUAUGGUAACCUGGGAUAAAUUGGAUCCCAUGAUAUUUUGUGAACUAGCCAACGAGUUUCUGGCAGACAACCCAUACUGUGGAAGUGACAGUGAAACCAGUCCGUCUCCUGCCAAAAGGCCCAGGGUGGCAAGUAUUGUAGAUGCUAGUGAAGAUUCUCAACUACAAGCAGCUAUCAAAGCCUCUUUGACCAAGUCUACCUCAUCCAACCCGGUCAUCAUCGACUCCGAAUCCGACCUGGACAGUGACAAUGAUCUCGAGACCUUCACAGACUCUGAAGAUGAGGCUGAGUCAUCUACAAACUACUCUCCAGUAAAAUGUGAAUCUAAACAAAACAAUACAGACAGUGUUGUGAAAUCAUCAAAUACUGAUAAUACUUCAGGGGAACAGAUGUCGGAGGAAAAGGCCACAGAUCUCUCAGAUGAUGCCUCUCAAGACAGUGACAGUAAAGAGGAAAACACCAAAAGUGCUGACACCGAUCUCAACUCUGAAAAAUACAAGUCUUUUCUCGGAAAGGAUGACGAUCCACAAACGUCUCUGAUGAUCAGAUUUCCUGAUGGCAAACGACAACAGUGGCUCACUUCUUGUAAUUCUAAACUCAUGGCAUUAGUGUUGUAUGUCGGAUCUCAAGGUUAUCCAAACGAACGCUUCGAGCUGGUCACAAACUUUCCUAAAAGGAAGCUAUCAUACAUGGAUUUUGACAUCACUGUGAAAGACGCUGGUUUGCAUCCUCAGGAAUCUAUAUUUGUACAGGCUAGAUGAUGCAGCAUUUUCUAAAACAUAGUUGACUGGGCCAGAUUAUACAGUCGAUACAUUGGCGACAGGAUGGAAUCAUUCCGCCUAUUCUGAUACACUGGUGGCCGGAC